AUGCGCCAUGCCAUGGCCCUGUACCCACACACCCCUUACAUCUUCUACCUCACCAGCACAGCUUUGAUUAUGAACCCUUCCUUGUCCAUCGAAGACCACAUCAUGGAGCCUCGCCGCCUCGAAUCCCUCAUGCUUGUCGACAAGCCAGUCGUCCCCCCGGAUUCCGUCAUCAAGACUUUCUCGCACCUCAAAGGCGAUCGCAUCGACUUCGUGUUGUCGCAAGACAAUGAGGGAUUGGCAGGUGGCAGCAUGGUCAUCAGAUCUGGGGAGUGGGCCAAGUUCUUCCUCGACUCUUGGUUUGAUCCUCUAUACCGCAGCUACAACUUCCAANAAGCUGAAGCUCAUGCCCUUGAGCACAUUGUCCAGUACGUAUCUCUUGCUUUAGUUGCGAGCCAUGAUCGAAGCAAGCUAACAAAGCUCUCAUAG
Messenger RNA from Aureobasidium musti, 426 nucleotides. The record is from the annotation of a GenBank genome assembly. NCBI's taxonomy places the organism in Eukaryota, Fungi, Ascomycota, Dothideomycetes, Dothideales, Saccotheciaceae.